Nicotiana tabacum (common tobacco) is the source of this 2124-nucleotide messenger RNA. The record is from RefSeq and is a predicted model, not a curated record. NCBI's taxonomy places the organism in Eukaryota, Viridiplantae, Streptophyta, Magnoliopsida, Solanales, Solanaceae.
AUUUCGGAAUUCUCAGUUCUAAAAGUUCCGACUAUUUCCCGGAAAGUGGGAAACCAGUUCGUCGUAAAAGUAUUCAUUGGAGCAUAUCUUGGAGUAUAGGCUUACACGUUGGGACAUAAAUCUGGUGCUUUGAGUUGGUUUACAAUUGUGAUUAAAGGGAUUGAUCAGUUACAUUCAAGUUGUACAAUGGAUGGUGUUGGUGUAGAUAACAGGACGACGCUGAUUGAGAAGAGAAAUGGUGCCAAUGGUGGUCAACAAUCCUGCAUAUGGUCAUCUCCCGAAGGAGGGUGUGAAAUUGACAUAGGAAAGCAGAUAUUCUGCAACAGGUCCUUAAACAUGAAAAGUAUAGUUGCUGUUGGCUUUGACAUGGAUUACACCCUGGCGCAGUACAAACCUGAGACUUUUGAAUCUCUUGCAUAUGAAGGCACUGUCAGAAAGCUAGUCUAUGAUUUAGGAUAUCCUCCAGAGCUGUUGGAAUGGUCAUUUGAUUGGAGCUAUAUGGUCAGAGGUUUGGUUCUUGAUAAAAAGAGGGGGAAUAUAUUAAAGAUGGACCGACACAAAUAUGUGAAAGUUGCUUACCAUGGAUUUAGGGAGAUGUCCAAAGAAGAUAAAGUUGCUACCUAUGGCAAUACCUUGCUUCGGGAUUCAUUUGAUGAACCUGACUAUGCACUUAUUGAUACCCUUUUCUCUCUGGCUGAAGCCUACUUAUUUGCUCAGUUGGUGGACUUCAAGGACAAAAAUCCGGGAAAAGUUCCUGAAAAUGCAGAAAUGCCCAUGCAGCAAUAUGCUUUCGCAAGAAUAACUUGGACUAAUUUCAUUGAACAGGAAGUUGCAGCUUAUUUAUGGAGGUGCACUCCUUGUUUGACUAGUUUGUUUAUAUUGUUCUCUGCCGCUGCCACCAUCAGAUAUAUCAAUGACAAUACCUCAAUUGUUCCGAUGCUCAAAAUGCUUAGAGAAUCUGGACGUGCUACUUUCCUGGUAACAAACAGCUUGUGGGACUAUACAAACAUUGUUAUGAACUUUCUCUGUGGGCCUUCACCUUCAGAUGGAUCGUCUACUUCCCGUUAUGAUUGGCUUCGGUACUUUGAUAUAGUCAUCACUGGCAGUGCAAAACCAGGUUUUUUCCAUGAUGAAAACCGUGCAAAUCUUUUUGAGGUUGAGCCUGAGAGUGGCAUGCUUAUUAACACUGAUAAUGGAACUCCUAUGGCACAGGUGGGAAGCACUUCUAUAAGAUUGCCGUUAAAGAGCUUGAAGAAAGGCUGCAGAAUUUACCAGGGGGGGAAUGUUGGCCAUUUGCAUAAAUUACUCUCAAUUGAGUCAAGCUCACAGGUUCUUUAUGUUGGAGAUCACAUUUACGGUGAUAUCUUACGCAGCAAAAAGGUUUUGGGUUGGAGAACAAUGCUUGUUGUUCCAGAACUUGAGAGAGAAGUUGAACUUCUCUGGGAACUAAGGGACAUGCGGAAGCAACUUCAGUUACUGAGGAGUCAGCGUGAUCACAUUGAAGAUGAAACUCACCAUCUUAAGUGGUCCCUCAAGUCUGAAGAUACUAAUGAUACCAGCAAGGAGAAGAUGCUGUCCGAGCUUGACAAGCUGAAGUCUCAAAGUGAGGAGGUCAGGCUCAGUCAUCAGCAGGCACAACGAGAAUGUCACCAAAAGUUCCACAAUGUCUGGGGACAACUGAUGAAGACCGGCUAUCAGAAUUCUCGUUUCGCACAUCAGGUGGAGAGGUUCGCGUGCCUUUAUACCAGCCAAGUGACAAACUUGAGCCUGUAUUCCCCAGAUAAGUACUAUAGGCCGAGCGAAGAUUUUAUGCCCCAUGAAUUUGACAUCCUCUCUAUUUGAAGAAAUCAUAUCAGCCAGGAGGCGCAGGCAGUGCAUUUUGAAGAAGAGCUUUGCUCAUUCUAACUUUUAGGUGCAUCGACAUGUUUUAUAUAUUGAGUUCUUUGAUUUAGGUCAGCUGGGAAUGCAACCCUUUAAGUUGUACCAACGUAGAAAGUCUUUAUGUUUUGUGGUUAAAUAACUCAAAUGUAUCAUAUUUGUUUUGUGCUAUCUCAUAUAUGCACUCGCCUGAUUGUGAAUUUGCAUUAUAUUCUCUAUACUUUAUAAGAUUGCAUGGAUUUUACC